AAGCUGGCGUCUGUUGUUUUGUUUCCGUGUAUGUUUCCGUACGUUUUUUGCGAAGUCCUCGCAUCUUUUCGCACGAUCGCACGCCGCUUUAACCGGCCUGAAUUAAGCAAAAAUUGAGCGCUCUCACGGUGUGCCUUCGCAGCAUCGCUAGCAAGCGGCCAUGUUGCGGCUUUACUCGAGCCCGGCGUGACUUCCCAGCUCUGCCUGGUUGGUAGUCGAUCCCUCACCCCCUCUACGCUCGUCUCCUCGUAGCUGCCGCAAGUUGAUCAUCGAUACAGCCGAAAGAAGAAAAAAAUGGCCGAUUUCCUGCUCGAGCGCGAGCUUCCCAACCUCAAGGUUGCCGUGGACAGCAACACCUUGCUGGAAACUGACAAUGACGACUGCAUGGACUUGGACGAGAAUUCCAAGACCGAGAGAGGAGCCGACAUCACGGAGCCGCCACAGGUCAUCGUGCCCGCACGAAUCGCCGACCGCGAUCGCAAAAGUUCAGACGAAAUGGCAGCCGAUGACAUGGAUGACCCUGAAGCAUACAUGGUCCAGUAUGCAGAGCUCUACCGGAGCCUCGGCGUUGACCCUAGGCGCCCAGGAGGAACACGACUGAAUGCUGUGCAUAUCAGGGGCGUUACCGACAUGGCCACUGAAGAGGUUAUGGAGUACUUCAAAGACUACGACCCAACAUCCGUCGACUGGAUAAAUGACUAUGCUUGCAAUGUGGUGUGGCUUCGGAACCAGGACGCAGCCCGUGCUCUGCAAGAGCUGAGCCGACCACUACUCGUUAAGCCCAAGAACAGGGAAGACCUCGAUUCGCCUACUUUGGAAGCCAAGCCCCUACCAAGCUGCGUGUCCCCACUGAAUCGACCCGAGCAGCCUACGACUGCGGCUGGAAGCAUGAUUCGCCAGGAGUCAGCUGACGCAGGUGGAGUGGGUGAUGGAUGCGAGGAAGUUGUGGUCAUGUCAGACGACGAAUUUGGGGACGACGCGGGACCGUCUGUACCACCGGCCACCAAAAACACUGUGGAAGAUCGCGAGGAGCUGGACAUCUCCGAAGUUGGGGUCCCGGUGCCACCUGGAGAGUGGCGCCGAGCCAUCAGGCCACACCCUAAGGCCAAGAUCUUACUCCUGCGCUUUUCAAACAAGUAUGACAAGAAGAUGCCUGGAGCGGAAAAGCACAGCGAGUACUACAAGAAGUAUGGAAACCCGAAUUAUGGAGGAAUGACUGGUCUCAUCAGCAACUCCAGGAAGCGCAGGAUGCGGGAGGCAAAAAGCGCUUCGUUCGCCUUGGGCAGUGCCAGGUCUAUGGAUACUGGAGAUGACAGUGACAGAGAUCGUUCGCUGUUGGGUGCCAGGCAGCGUGCAGUGAAACGGAUGCGCAUGAGGAUGUACGCCGACGAAGAGGAAGAGAAGCAACGACGUGGGAAAAGGCCUGGGGCCCUGGGCACACCGACUCCCCCAACGCCGUGGUCUACGCCCGGAAACUCGCCUACGUCAGACGAAGAGACCUUUAGCCGCUCCCUCAGCAUCAGCGUCAGUGGCAGCAGCGUCUGGGACCGCCUGUCUGGUGGGCGAGCCAACCUGUUUCGAAGACAGGAACAGGAAGACAUCGACGAGUAUGGAGACGAUGAACAAGACCGAUUCCCAACUCCCAGACGAUCGCGCUACGUUGACCUGGACGACCCGAGCUUGCGGGAUGACUACGACCCUGCCGACGACAGCAUUGGUGGCGGCGGCUACGGCGAUGAUUUUGGUUUCGAGGACAGGGCGGGAUCAAGAAGGGGGUUAGGACUCGGCCGGAGAGACGAUGACGAAGGUGACGAGGAGGACGCUCGCAGGCUUCUAUCGACCGUUCGAAUGGCCGGCACAGAUCUGCGGUCCAAGCUUGAGAAGCUGAGGCAGAACAGGUCGGCGCCAGAACGUAUGAACGCGCUGCGAAUUUCUGUGUCAAAUGAGGCACCUUGAUUUGUAGCGUACGUGGCCAUGCGGUGGAUUCCUUCGGUGGUUUAGACACUGUGGGUGGGUUGUUUGUGUCUCGAAUGGGGGGUGUGAUAAGGACCUGCUUCCCGGAAGCAGCAUCUAAAAUAUCACAAUUGUUGCUCCUUGAGCAGCAAUAAAAUGAAAGCAGCAUGUUGCUGAAAGCAUUUCUGCGUUACAUUAUUUCUUGAAAAUGCCGGUGGGCAGGCAUGAAGCGCGACAAAACAUCGGUGACAUAGAGGGGCACGUUCUUCAUUUCACUUCAAUCGCUCGCAAUUUCGAGGCUCGCGUCGGUUGCACGGAUUCUACUGUUUCAUGGGCAUCUGCAACAGUGAAACCUCUUUUUCAGACUAGGCACUCGCUCUUAGGCACACAUAGGGCCGCUAGUCAGAAGGUUAAAUACUGUCAUGGCAGAUAUGUACCAAUUAUUUGCAAACAACUGCCAAAUUAGAGACUGGUGAUAAAGUCAGCAUGUGCUCCCAACACAUGUGAUAUCUUGGUGGUCAUUGUAUUUUUUCUUAUUUGCAAUUGUCUUUGUUGUUUAUUAAACCUAUAUGAGUUAGCCCCCUAUAUUUAGAAAGAAAGAAGACAUUGAGCUUAUGGCUUACACAUAAAAGAACAAUACACAUCAUUAAAGGCUGCAUUGAAAUAUUGGGGACAAUAUUUGCAAUUUAUAAACAAGGAAACAUCAAAAGGAAUUGAGCUGUGUAAAAUUUCAGAUUUGUGUCUAGGAGAGUGUGUUCCAAAUGCAAGUUUGGCUAAUUGACGUGUUGCAGCCUUGUUCCAAUGUUUUUGCACCCACAUUGUCAUGCUUGCUUUGCUUGUCAGUUGAAUAUUCAACUUUUUUUGUUGUUAUUUACAUCAAGCAAUUUCAAAUGAACCAAGACUGCCAAAACUUAUUUUACAUUUGUUUUAAAGCAGUAGUAUGUUUAAAUGAUGAAGGCAUACCUGCUUGUAGCAUGUUUUCGUUUUGCCACAACACUAUGAGAUAGCGUGGCUGACAAGGUUAUCGCACAAAAUUUUGUCUUCAACGGUUAUUGCAUUAUAGUUCCAAUACGGCUUCACCUAGGCUUGCAGCACGCAUCAUCAUCCGUAUAUAAAUACCCUCUCAUAAGGCAUCAUACUGAGUAAAAGUGUCACGCGUGCUGUCGAAAGCAACUAUACGUUUUGCAUGCCUGGGCGCAUCUCUUCCCUCACAGUUUGUUUUUGUCACUGUUAAACAUUUUAUGUUUACUAUGAAAAUAAAGAAGCUCAUUAUGGUGGCAGUCUA
Messenger RNA from Rhipicephalus microplus (southern cattle tick), 3238 nucleotides. RefSeq lists its product as uncharacterized. The record is from RefSeq and is a predicted model, not a curated record. Lineage: Eukaryota; Metazoa; Arthropoda; Arachnida; Ixodida; Ixodidae. Gene Ontology annotation, cellular component: nucleus. Gene Ontology annotation, molecular function: mRNA binding; RNA 7-methylguanosine cap binding.